Molecule: messenger RNA, 1577 nt
Organism: Marasmius oreades (fairy-ring Marasmius)
Lineage: Eukaryota; Fungi; Basidiomycota; Agaricomycetes; Agaricales; Marasmiaceae
Exons: 10
Coding region: 223-1473 (416 amino acids)
Molecular function (GO): FMN binding; oxidoreductase activity
Source: RefSeq, a predicted model, not a curated record
GUGUUAUUCGGCAAUGUAAUUCAAAAGCUUACCACUCUCACCCUCUUUCUCCCACCGACGUCCAGGCUCCGUGCAACCUGAAUACCUCCCUUACGAUCGGGUUCGAGUUGGAUCAUUCAAGCUGCCUGGGUCCUGUAUAAAAACUGGUAGGUAUCCUCGUCCUUCUUCACUGCAACCUUUCCCACACCAGCUUUUCCGGUUGCAACACCAACUUCGCGCAAUAUGUCUUCAAGUACGACUCUCGCACCUCUAUUCGAACCUCUCAAACUCGGAUCCCUCAGCUUAAGGAACAGAGUGGUCAUGUCUGCCUUAACCCGCAAUCGGUCGUUGCCGGAUACUGUUCCCAACUCUUUGAACGUGGAAUACUACCGCCAACGUGCUCGUGGAGGGGCUGGCCUUAUUCUUACAGAGGGAACCUUGAUUACUCCUCAAGGGUCCGAAUGGCCCUAUGCGCCUGGGAUCUGGAGCGAGGAACAAGUGAAUGGGUGGAAAAAGGUUACUAGUGCUGUCCAUGAAGAGGGUAGCUUGAUGUUCUGUCAGCUCUGGCACCUUGGGCGUGUUAGUCACCCAGAUGCUCCAGAGCAAAAGAAAGCCGGUGUGCCGGUUUAUGCACCCUCAGCCAUCGCAGCGCGUGGCGGGAACUUCCGCUUCCUCGAAGGAGGACCUGGAUAUGUUACACCGACUGAAAUUGACGACCCGUUGAAACUCAUUGAACUAUUCAAAAAAGCCGCCAGAAAUGCGAAGAAAGCUGGAUUUGAUGGCGUCGAAUUGCAUGGUGCCAACGGAUACCUUGUCCACCAGUUCCUCGACAGCACCUCCAACAAGCGCACGGACAAAUGGGGCGGUAGCGUCGAGAAUAGGUGCAAGUUUGGGUUAGAGACUCUAAAAGCACUCAUUGAAAUCUGGGGAGCAAAUCGUGUCGCCAUCAAGAUCUCUCCUACUGGUGGCUACAACGAUAUGGGCAUGCCGCUGGAAGAGACUCUCGAGACUUACCGGCAUUUCCUCUCUGAGGUAGACAAACUCAAACUGGCAUACAUAUGCGUAGCGCGAUACUCCGACCUGACUGAUCCUGUUUUUGAUGGUCAAAAGCGUGGAAUACCUCAUGAUGUCGUGGAAUCAUACAGACCGUCCGUCAAGAGCACUCGUUUCUUUAUCAACGGUGGGGUUUCUCCGGAUGAAGGUGCACAAUUCAUUGCAGAUGGGAAAGCCGACGCUAUCGUUUUUGGUUUCCUCCACAUUGGCCAUCCAGAUCUGGCAAAAAGAAUCAAAUAUGGCAAGGCUUUACAUCCGGAAGCCACACAAUUUACCAAGUUCUAUGGUUUCGAGGGAACUUUAGAAGAACAAGCUGCAGGAUAUACCGAUUAUCCAGAGGAGAAAUACGACGACAUCCCCGCUGGAAAGACUAACAGUUCUAUGUUCGGGCAGGUCAAUAAGAAGUUCCGUAACCUGCGGAAGCGACUCACACUGUCGUAAAGUCUAUUACGUGCAUUCGAUGCAUCAUUCAUACCAGUUCAUACCCAUGUAAUCUGUUUGUUCUAGCGGUUUGGUCCAUAAUUCUGUUGCGCCUGAUACCUGAA